Alexandromys fortis (reed vole) is the source of this 2931-nucleotide messenger RNA. It is a transcript of the gene Plin4, whose product is annotated as perilipin 4. Gene Ontology annotation, cellular component: plasma membrane. The transcript has 10 exons. Lineage: Eukaryota; Metazoa; Chordata; Mammalia; Rodentia; Cricetidae. Bases 1 to 2271 code for a protein of 756 amino acids. The record is from RefSeq and is a predicted model, not a curated record.
AUGUCCAUCCAGGCCUCCCGGGCCAGAGACGCACUUGCUUUGCUGUUCAUGGUCCAGAAUAAACAUGUUUGGUGUGGUCUGAGGCGGCCACCGUGGGCAGAGGUGACUUGGGCCGAGGUGGAGAGCAGGGAAAAGGUGCUGGGCCGGGUCCAUAUUGGCCCAGGAGAGAAGGCACGUGACUGCCCCCCCCCCACCCGCCCAGUUCUCUGGCUGCCUGCCUGGGCCGGCCAAGCCUGCACCCUCCCAGACCCUAUAAGGCCUGGGAACCAGGAGCUGAGGCACUGCCAGCAGCGGCCCUGCUCUGAGGGACCUUGCACUGUCCAGGUCACCAUCAUGUCAGCUUCAGGAGAUGGGACCAGGGGUCCCCCCAAAUCCAAAGGCAAGACCCUGAGCAGUUUCUUUGGGUCUCUGCCCGGCUUCAGCUCUGCCCGGAACCUGGUGUCCCACAGUCACAGCCCCACAAAGGAUGUGGGACCAGUCCCAGACCCUACAGAGACUCCUGUCCCCCCGUCGCCAGUGGCCACCGACCUGCAGCAGACGGCGAGGGGUGCGGAGGGGCUGCUCCAGUCUCAACAGACCACGGCUGGGAACAAGGAUGUGGGAAGUUCCAGUGUGACUGCUGGGAAAGACGCCUUCUCCUCCGGGGUGGCCGGCAUCAUAGACAUGGCAAAAGGAAUGGUCCAGGGUGGCCUGGGCGCCACCCAGUCAGCCCUUGUGGGCACUAAGGAGGCAGUGUCCGGAGGCGUGACAGAAGCAGUAGGGAUGGCCAAAGGUCUUGUCCAGGGAGGUCUGGACACCUCAAAGACUGUCCUUAGCACCACCAAGGACACGGUGACCACAGGACUCACAGGGACUGCAAACAUGGCCAAAGGGACAGUAAAGACGGGUCUGGACACCAGCAAGAAAGUGCUGAUGGGCACCAAGGACACGGUGACCACAGGACUCACAGGGGCUGUGAACGUGGCCAAAGGGACAGUGCAGACUGGUCUAGACACCACCAAAUCCGUGGUCAUGGGCACCAAGGACACGGUGACCACAGGACUCACAGGGGCCAUUAAUGUGGCCAAAGGGGCUGCCCAGGGGGGCAUAGACACUUCUAAAGCAAUCCUUACAGGUACCAAGACUACAAUGUUGGCUGGCCUCUCAGGCACCAUGAAUAUGGCCACUGAGACAAUGAAGACAGGCCUGGACACGAGCAAGAGCAUGCUCACAGGUACAAAGGAUACUGUCUGUGCUGGGAUCACUGGGGCCAUGAACAUGGCCAAAGGUGUCUUUCAGAAGGGCCUGCACACUCCCAAGGACACAUGGUCUGCCAUGCGGACUCAGGCAGAUAAUGUGGCUAUCAACGCCACCCACACAGGUGUCAACACAGUCCCACAUUCACUCUCUGGCUCUCACGCCACCACCCAUGGAGUGGAACAUGUUACCCUGACUUCUGCAGAAUCCUCGUGCUCUGAGAUCAGCAGCCUUGCAGACACCUGUGGCUUGGAGCUUGUCACAGAACCCAUAGCUGCCACCAAAGGCCUUGUGUCUAGUGUGGCUUCACCUGUCCAUGCAGCUACCAAGUCUGAGGAGGAGUAUGGUCAGCUGGCUGCGACAAGCUUUGCUACACUUCAUGAUGAGUUGGAAGGGCUCGGGGACAUCUUCCAGCCCAUGACAGCUGAGGAACAAGCCCAGCUGGCGGCCUCAGAGUCAGGGCCCCGGGUGUUCUCUGCUGACCAGGGAAGCUACUUUGUCCGCCUAGGUGACCUGGCCCCCAGCUUCCGCCAGCGGGCUUUUGAACAUGCCCUGAGCCAUAUACAGCACAAGCAGUUCCAAGCCAGAGCUACACUGGCCCAACUCCAGGAGGCCUUCCAGGUGACAGACAUGACCAUGGAGGCUCCAGGUGGGCAGCUGUGCGGGAACCAGAGCUUGGGCUCCAAGGCGGAGGCUGCUGGUACCCAUGAGGUGUGUGCUUCCAGGGCUCAGGACAGGCUAUGUACACUAGCCUGCCAGCUCCAUGCAGCUUACAGCGGCCUGGCAGCCAGUCUGCAGGGCCUGCCAGAGGUGCAGCAGCAGGCAGGGCUGGCACGGCACAGCCUCUGCAAACUGUAUGGUCUUGUGUCCUCUGAGAGCAGCGGCGAGCUGCAGGCAGAGCAGCUGGCCCAGAGCAGUGCUGGUGUGGUACAGGCAUGGCAGGGUCUAGAGGUGCUGCUGGACAGGCUGCAGCAGAGCCCCCCACUCAGCUGGCUGGUAGGACCAUUUGCUUUGAUGCCUGGUGACCAGCUAUAGAUACCUGAGGGCUUCACAACCCCAAAGUUCUGGAUUAAGGGAGAGCAGAGGGUCCUUGGAAAGUCAAUUUGAAACCAGUCAUGGCUCUUGCUAUUUCCAGUAACUGAUAGCUCCUCUUCCAAACUAGCCACCAAGUCUGUUCAGAGAGCAGCACACAGGUCCCGAUGAUAGAGCAAAGCGGAAGCCCUUCGGCUAUCCUCACUGACAAGCCUUCCAGCCUCUGGGCUCUGACCCUACCUUCAGGGGCCCAUAGCUCUCUGCUAUGAGUGGUGCCACUCAACCCCAGGUCCCACCUUGAGCAGUGUAUCCAGAGGUCUUAGUUAACAUAUUAGGCAACUUGUUCCCCAGCACUAGAAUGUACUAGAAUGCACAGCCACCCUAAGGCAAGCUCCCACAGCCCCUUCUGAUACAUAGUGGGGUAUAGAGCCACUCAAAGCCACACUUAUAUCCCAGCAUGCUGCGGGCCUGAGUCUGACCGGCUCUAUUGGGAAAGGAGGGUCACACAUGUAUCACCGCACAGAGACAGGGACCACUUGACAGGGCUGUCACUGCUGAAACUGUGGUCUGCAUGAGGAUAUGCCUGCCUAGGGUUGAAGUACUGACUGGAGACACAGGCAGGUGAUGGCCCUUCUCCCUCGUCCUAUGCAUCCAAGACAAAAA